Messenger RNA from Daldinia vernicosa, 846 nucleotides. RefSeq lists its product as uncharacterized. Lineage: Eukaryota; Fungi; Ascomycota; Sordariomycetes; Xylariales; Hypoxylaceae. Bases 428 to 709 code for a protein of 93 amino acids. The record is from RefSeq and is a predicted model, not a curated record. The transcript has 2 exons.
UAUGCCUAAUAGAUAGGUGUUGACUAGUAUUCGAAACUAACUUGCCCUGUUACAAUGCGAGAUACAUUGCCCAAAGCGGCAGUAUGCCGCGAUGUAAUAGAGGGUGUGACUACAUACCUAUGUACAUAUCUAAUGGGCAUAUCGAUCGUGUAGAUGUAUCCAAGAUAUAUAUAAUACGUUCCCCGCUCCCUUGCCCAACAACUAUAUUUCUUGCCUUUUAUAUAUCAGAUCAUCAAGAAGCAACUGGCACCGGAUAGAGCCAACCUUAGGAAAAUAAGUAACUUAGUUUUGCGACGGGCUCGGACCUAGACGGCUACCUCUCCUCACUUAUCAACCCAACAGAAACAUUUACCAAAGUCACAGUCGUUUACUCUGCAUAACCCCAUCAUCCUCAACGGUAUACAAGCAAGCCUACGCACAAGACAUCAUGAGCCAACCACAAGACAAAACCGUCACCGACGUCGAGAAGGCCCAGUCCACUUCCUCCGACACGGCCUCCAUAUUCUCGACAAGCUCAUUCGGCAGCGCCAAAGCUCUGUUCAAGAAGCACACCUCAAGCAAGUCCAGCAAACCCGACGGGUCCAACUCCGGCUCCAGCUCUAGUCCCACACAAGCCGAUCAGGAUGAACUUCUAAGCCCCCUAGCUCUACUAUACGUGGUACACCUUGUUCGUCCUUUCGGGACGGCCGGUUACCGGUUAUUUCGGUGACGGAAUAAGGGGGUAGAUAGGAUGUUAGGGCCACGUUCCGGCAAGAAAGCCUGGUAUUUUCUGGAUUGAUGGACGAAGGAUAGGACAUAUGUUUCUUAGAACGGGGAGAAUUACCUUGGUAUAUGCAGUUAUGCACA